Messenger RNA from Liolophura sinensis, 820 nucleotides. RefSeq lists its product as uncharacterized. Lineage: Eukaryota; Metazoa; Mollusca; Polyplacophora; Chitonida; Chitonidae. Bases 473 to 820 code for a protein of 115 amino acids. The transcript is spliced from 5 exons. The record is from RefSeq and is a predicted model, not a curated record.
AAUUUGCCAUAGCGAUUAGUUUAUUUGUUUGGACACAUCGAGUUUACUUGGAAGUUUUCCGUGCGUCGGGGGCGUAAGUGAUGAUACCUCGGAGUCUGUACAAUAGCCUCUUGAUGAAGUAUCGAAUGUUCCAACAACCAAUUCGAGGCAAAUCAUACGGCAUCGGACAGCUUCAAUAGCAGCAGGAACCCUCGCGCGUCACGCGCACAGCCCCUUCACCAUUGGCUCAAAACGCUCGUGAUUUUCUGACGUCACAGGGGAAGGUACUUAGUACAGAAAAGGCAGUUCAUUUCGUUGUAGGCCACUGGGAUCUGAUCAGGGAGAGCAAAUAGGGGUAGAGGGACAAACAUUAACUCGAGAGGAUAAGCGACAGGACUUGGAAGGUGAAAAAUACCGGCUUCAACCGCCCGAAAUUCAAAGGAAAAGAGCUUCAUAAAACAAACUUCUUUGGACUGAACACAGAAUUUUAACUAUGGCCGCAUUCGAAAUAAAAUCCACUCUGUGCGUCUUAAUACUCAUCGCUCACGGCUUUUCCCAAGGGUUUUUGAUGAGAAGAAGCACAUUGCCAGUGUACUGGGUACCAAAACCAUAUUUAAAAGCCUAUGCCAUUGACGAAAGUUCAACAGAACCGGUCGUAUGUGGGACGGCCAUGAUCGCUUUUAUGUGUGAAAACGUGGACCUACCAGACGGAAAAUACGGCAAAUACAUCAUCCCUGUCUAUUCGAGAAAAUUUAUCUGCGAUUUGAUAGUUGGAGCGAGAGAUUUCUUUCCAUGCCUGGAUUCUGAAAACAGCAUCGAUCAGAAUAGGUUUCAAAACUGA